GUUUUGGUAAAAACCUAUUUCCGGUAGUAAAUGUGUCUGUGCAUGACUUCUUACACACGUGGGCUAAGAUAGAAGUACACCAUGGCUGCUCAAGAACCUAAUAUGAUGCAGGUGCAGGACAAGUCUAUGUGGAGAGCACUUCUUUUAUCCUAUAACAAAUUAGGAGAGGAGUGCUUCGUGGAUUGUGUUCAUGACUUCACUUCAAAGAAACCCACCAAACCAGAGACGAAGUGCGCAAAUAAUUGCUUACAGAAACAUGCCAGGGUGACCCAGCGUAUUACUCAGCGAAUCAGUGAAUUCCAGAUGACUAAGAUGGAAGGCAUGGAAGCCCCGACAGCACAAAGAUGAUGAAAAAUAACUGAUAUUUAACAUUUAUCUAAUUGAACAAUACACACCACAGUGGAGAAAGUGACCCUGUCUGCCAUUAACAGACAUGUGCUGUGAUGUACUAGAUACAUUCUAAAUGAAGACCUGUUUCUUUGGUACAGAGAUGUAUCAGAUGCAUUCUGAGCCCACUUGGCAUUAACAGAAGAAUGAAUAGGUCUAUUGUACAUUUCAGUUCAGUUUAGUAUUUUGUUGCUGUUGUUUAAGUUCACAUUUUGUGUACAUGGAAGUUCCGAGUUAUUAGUAAUAAUUGUGAUCAAACCUUUUUUAGCCCACCAUCAUCUGAUGGUCCGUGGUCCGUGGUCCGUCCGUAAACAAUUCUUGUUAUCGGUAUUUCUCAA
Messenger RNA from Mizuhopecten yessoensis (Yesso scallop), 725 nucleotides. Its product is annotated as mitochondrial import inner membrane translocase subunit Tim9-like. The record is from RefSeq and is a predicted model, not a curated record. NCBI's taxonomy places the organism in Eukaryota, Metazoa, Mollusca, Bivalvia, Pectinida, Pectinidae. The transcript is spliced from 4 exons. Bases 82 to 348 code for a protein of 88 amino acids.